Molecule: messenger RNA, 3411 nt
Organism: Eriocheir sinensis (Chinese mitten crab)
Lineage: Eukaryota; Metazoa; Arthropoda; Malacostraca; Decapoda; Varunidae
Product: TOG array regulator of axonemal microtubules protein 1-like
Exons: 7
Coding region: 343-3411 (1022 amino acids)
Source: RefSeq, a predicted model, not a curated record
ACAUUUUACACUUUAUUUGUCUUGGUAUUUUGGGUGCUGUCACUGUCCUAACUAUUUGAGUGUUGCAAGUUGUUGAGCACUGAUACAAGAACAUGAGCUGCCCAGGAUUAAUAAGGGUAACCCUGACCCUUAGGUAAGCCCAGUGUGCAGCACAGUGUUUGCUCUCAGCGGUGAGGCAGUGAUGCAGUCUGCCACACUCAGCCACUGACUCACACUUACAUGCCUAGGUGUGUGACCCAUUCAGGCCGCGGGAAGGAGCAUGGCGCAGGACCUGGGGGAGGAGGAGGACGCCCCGGGAGAAGACUCUGACGGGCUGCUCUGCGCCACACUCUGAGCCUCGCCAUGGCCGCCGCCGACAGCUUCCCGCCUCCCAACGACACUUACGAGGUGCUGCUACCCCUCGCCGCCACGCCCCCGCCCUCCGACCCUGACCCUGACCCCUGUGCCCCCCUCCUGCCCCACUUACUGCCCACCAAGCCCCUGCCCACAGACUUAGCCUCGGAUGCCCCCGCCACACCCUCACCAGAGCCACAGGAGUUGCAGGAACCAUUCGCCACGCCCACAGACGAGGCAUGUGAAGAGGAGCCACAGGAGGAGUUUCAGCAACCACCCGCCACGCCCACAGACGAGCCACGAGAAGAUGAGUCCCAGCCUCGCCCCGCCUCGCCUGCCGAGGAGCCGUUGGAGGAGACCCAAGCUACAGAGCAACCAAAGGAUGACUCCCCGCCACACUCAGAGGAUGACUCCCCGUCACAAUCAGAGGAUGACUCCCCGCCACACUCAGAGGAGGAGUCCCCGCCACACUCAGAGGAGGAGUCCCCGGAGUCUCCCGCUUCCCAGCCGCGUCCUGUCUCUCCGCCCCGCUCGGCCCCACCCCGCACCACCUACUCGGCCUACCUGGCCCCGUUCCGCGCUGGCUCCCGGGGCGGCGACGCCUCCUUGGGGCUGCCGCCUCCCAUGUUGCGGCCCUUCUCCGCCUCGCCGGACUACUCGUGUCUUCCAAAGGACAAGAUCCAGUUCAUCUUGUCCCUGAAGGAGGCGCUGAAGCGUCACGGCACCGUCCCCUCCACCUUCAACAGGCUUGGCUUCUUCGAGGAGAUACACCGGCUCCUGGCGGACGAGGUGUGGCAGAUCCGCAACGAGGCCACGCUGCUGUGCCUCGCCCUGCUGCCCUACCUCGGCCAGGACCUCGACGCCUGCAUGGCCGUCGUGCUGCCCCGACUCGUGCCCAACCUAGGGGACUCUCGCCACCUGCUGCGUCGCUCCUCCUUGCGCCUGCUUAGGGCCUACGCCGCCAUCAGCAGGGACCCUGAGGGGCUGGUGGAUGACAUCAUAACCCACGGCGUGAAUCACCGUAGCCGGCGGGUGAGCCAACUGGUGAUUGCGGGCGUGGAGCACCUGAUGCGAGGCGAGGCCCUGCGUGAAGUGGACCUGGCGCCCCUCGUCCAUGCCCUGCUGGCCAGGCUGCACGACGAUGAGCUGCAGCCCGCGGUGCUGCCCACCCUGCUGGCCUUGCGUGGCCUCGUCGGCGACGCCACCUUCGCCACGUACCUGAGCCACAUGGAUGCCGACGCUCGGGAGGAUCUGGACCGCAUGCUGCAGGACGAGGAGCUGCAGUUUCCUGACGAUGACAAGGACGUGGUGGUGGUAGCUCGCCAACCCGCCCCGACCCGCCCACCCACCCUCUCACCGCGUCCCAGCCUAGAGUAUGGGGUGGUGGAGGCCGACACCAUGAACAAGAUACGACACUCGGAGGACUGGAAGACCCGCGCCGAGGGCUGCGAGGAGCUGCGCGGCGUCGUGAAGGCCCUGACGGACGCGGGGCCGCUCCUGCCACACCUGCCGCCCUUCGUGCAGCUCCUCGACUCGCUCUUCGACGACAACAACUUCAGGAUCUCCCUCACCAUCCUGGACAUCUUCAGGCUGCUCCUCGACCUGCUGGAUAAGGACACGCUCAAGGAACACCUGCGCCAGCUCGUGCACGCCGUCAGGAAGCAUGUGGGCGACUCCAAGGUGGUGGUGCGAAUCGAAAACAUGCGCGUCUUCAGGAAGUUGCUGCAGGCCGCCUCACCCGCCGCCGUCGUGCCCAUCCUCUGCGACGCUCUGAUCAGCCACCGCUCCUCACGCGUCAGGGAGGACUCACUCAACCUCAUCAUCUACGCCCUCAUGACCUUCCCCAGCUAUGAGUUCGACCUGAAGAGCCUGGCGGAUUGUGUGAGCGUGGCCGUUGUGGACCCCAAGCGGCGAGUGCGUCAUGCUGCCCUGGAGUGUCUGGCGGCAGUGGCCCAGUUCCUCGGCCCCGCCAAGCUCGGCCCUCUCAUGGCGGCCGUGGACAGGCUGGAGGAUGACGAGGAAGAGGCCGAGGGGGUCCUGGAGGCGGUGCAGGCGAGGCUCGCGAGGCGGCAGCUCCCCCGCGUCUCCCCGGACGGCUUGAUCGAGUACUCCCUCGUGGUGCCCGUGACAGGCAGGCACUCCAGCCUCACCAGGAUAAAAGGCGCUGACGUGGACUGGGUGUUGCGCGGGGCGGGCGGGGGUGCGGCGGGGUCCCAGGGGGGUGGGUGGCCGUCCGCUCUCUCCGCCUCCUUCACCGCCUCCGACUCCUACGUCGACGCCCUCGCCUUCACCCACCCGCAGUCCUCGCCCCCCCAGCGGUCCCGACACGCGCCGCCGCCACUCGGGGGAUCGCUGCACAGAAAACGCUCCAUAUCAGACGUGACACUCAACAAAACGUCCCCCGCCCACACCCGCGGCGUGAGGACCGCCUGUCCCGCCACGGGGCGCCGCGGCACCCCUGGGCCCCCGGGGAGCACCAGCGCCCUCCGCCGCCCAUCUUCCCCAGUGCCGGACGCACCCCUGCUGCUGGGGGCGCGACUCUCCCCGGGGCACAGCCCUGGACGCUCCCGCUCCCUACCGGGCCUGCAGGUGUCUGCCCGCGGUGCCCCGCACACCGCCAUUCGCCGCGAGCGGUCUUUGAGCAGCGUGACGGCGGUGCUGCCGCCGCCCACCGCUUACGUGACACCCAUCGAGGGGAGCCGCGCCCCCUCGAGCGGCAGGGUAGGUGCACUGGAGGACAGUGCCAUGUGGAGGAUGCUGCACGGCGCGCCACACUGGGAAGUCUCCGCCAAGAAGAUGUGGAGCCCCGGCCCGCCCGCCUCCAGGGAGCCCGUCAGGCUGCCCUUCCUCGACGUGACGCCCACCACGGUGCUGCAGAGGCUGAGGGACGCGCCCGACACCCACCACGCCCACCACACACACCACGCACACGUUGAGGUCAGCAUGAGUCAGGUCGGAGGCCGGGGCGGGGCAGGGCGGGGUGUGGGUGCCUCACUAGGCAGGCGGCGGCGGCGAGCACAGGUGUGUGGUGUGGUGCCGGUGUGCCAGCCCACCUGUGUGCCACCUGCCGGCCAUUAG